Arabidopsis thaliana (thale cress) is the source of this 1381-nucleotide messenger RNA. Its product is annotated as TatD related DNase. The record is from RefSeq and is marked reviewed. NCBI's taxonomy places the organism in Eukaryota, Viridiplantae, Streptophyta, Magnoliopsida, Brassicales, Brassicaceae. Gene Ontology annotation, molecular function: hydrolase activity, acting on ester bonds. Bases 415 to 1131 code for a protein of 238 amino acids. The transcript is spliced from 6 exons.
GAUCAGAGUUUUGUAGCGUCUCUUAAACCUCAAACUAUCUCAAAAGUCAACUCUUUGUGUUGAUCAUAUGAUCAAACCAUAUCUUUAGGGUUAAGCUAUAAACACAGGUACAUAACCUAUCUAUAUAUAUAUAUCUCCAUAUACUUUAAGAACCUCAAAGAGAAGAAAGAAGUCACAGGGAUCUGUUAGAACCAAGAACCUCACGGUGAAAAUGAAGUUGUUUGAUGCUCAUUGUCACCUCCAAGACAAGAGGGUCAUCGACAAAGCCUCGCAGCUCAUAUCUGCUGCUUUAGCUGUCGGUGUUACCAAUUUCGCAGUCAAUGGAACCUCCGAGAAAGAUUGGAACUUGGUGAAAGAGAUGGGAGAGACGUAUCCUUCUGUUGUUCCUUGCUUUGGACUCCAUCCUUGGUAUAUAUGGGUUUUAUGUACAGACGAUCCUUUUUGCAAUUGAUGCACAAAAGUUUCAGAUCAAAGUUUCUUCUUUUUCUUUUCUCUGUUUUGGUUUGCAGGUUUAUUGCUGAUAGAAGCCCUCAUUGGUUUAAAACAUUGAAGAAGUUCUUUGAGACCACUCCUACUGCUGCUGUUGGAGAAAUUGGUUUAGACAAAGGUCCCUUAGCAGGAGGAAUUGAUUACUCAGACCAGCUAGUCGUGUUUCGCCCACAGCUUGAACUUGCAAAAGAACUGAACAAACCAGUAGCAGUUCAUUGCAUCGAUGCAUUUGAUGAUCUCCUAGAGAUAAUGAGAUCCAUAGGGCCUUUUCCUGCUGGGGUGAUUCUUCAUUCAUUCAAUGGUUCAGCUGAAGUUGUUCCUAAACUCGCUGAGCUUGGUGCAUACUUCUCUUUUUCUGGCUGGUUCACUUACAUUGAUGAGAAAAUUGCCAAGAAGACUUUGAAAUCGAUUCCUUCCGAUAGGCUCUUAUUGGAGACGGAUUCACCUGACGGGUUACCAAAAUCAGAUGAGAGUUCUUCGGAUCCAAAACCAACUCUCAAUGAGCCUGCAAACAUUCUUGCUGUACUAGAUUAUGUUGCGAACCUGUCAAACAUGAAGAAGGAAGAGCUUGCGGAGUUAAGUUAUGUGAAUUCUGUGAGGUUGUUUUCUUAUCCAGGUUCCAAAUUGCUUACAGACCAGUAAAAAUGGUGUCUCUCAACAGAAUUGUACCAUCAUCUCUGAUCAAAGAGACAAAAGAACAAUCAUCUUCUGUUUCUGCUGUUGUGUGUUAAUACUUGCAAAAGAAAAACUCAUUCAAUACCAAAAUUAUGUUGUUUCUGUUGCUUACUUGGUAGAAGUUGUAACUAUGUAUCAGAUACAUUGUAUCUUCUUCUUAUUGUCUUGUGUAAACCCAGUUAUGAUGUUUGAUUUUUACAUUUUUUCUUAUAAAUCC